GCCGAGGCCAAUGGGAGCACAACAACAGCUGUGACGCGCCUAGUGACUACGGCUGCGCGGAGAGCAGACAGCUGAUAACUCAUCUAUUAUGCUACUCGGCUAAAUCGAAAUCAUCCGGUAAAGGGAGCGGAGGCCGCCGUUGGAUUCGCUGGAGGACCGAAGGCCAAAGUCGUACGAUGGGAGUUUGUCUCCUGGGGGGAACCGCGCAGCUAAAGGAGCCACGACACUGACCCUCGCUCGCGAGCCCGCCAACCCGCCCACGUAUUCUGACCCGCACAGGCGCCCUCGGAGCAAAGAGGGCCUUUUUUGGCUUUUCCCCUAGCGGUCGGACGCCGUCCGCUGGCGCGUCGCCGCCGUCCACCAUGUCGGACGCCCCCGAGGCCGCCCCCCCAAGUCCCCCCACCUACACCAACCCGCCUCCGCCGGAGGUGACCAACCCCACUAAGCCCGGCAGGAAGACCAACCAGUUGCAGUACAUGCAGAACGUGGUGGUGAAGACGCUGUGGAAGCAUCAGUUCGCGUGGCCUUUCUACCAGCCUGUGGACGCCAUAAAGCUGUGCCUGGCGGACUACCAUAAGGUGAUCAAGAACCCAAUGGACAUGGGCACCAUCAAGAAACGUCUAGAGAAUAAUUACUACUGGAGCGCCAGUGAGGCCAUGCAAGACUUCAACACCAUGUUCACCAACUGCUACAUCUACAACAAGCCGACGGACGACAUCGUGCUGAUGGCGCAGGCGUUGGAGAAGAUCUUCCUUCAGAAGGUGGCUCAGAUGCCUCAGGAGGAAGUGGCUCUGCUCCCGCCCACACCCAAAGGCAAGAACAAGAACAAACCUCUUCCAGCCGCCGCUGCCACCACAGUGAGUCAGCAGGCGGAGUCUUUGGCGUCGCCCCCCGCGUCCUACCCCUCGCCUUCUCAGACGGCUGUCAUUUCCGCCACGCCCGCCAACGUCCAGGCCGCACCCCCAGCGCCACAGCCGCCGGCCGCCAUGAUGCCGUCCGCGCAGCCAGUCGUCAAGAAGAAGGGCGUGAAGCGGAAAGCCGACACCACCACGCCCACUACGUCGGCCAUCUCGGCGGGCCGCGCUGACUCUCCUGGCGCGCAGGACACCAAACCUGCCAAGUUGGCCUCGGCCCGCCGCGAAGCCGCCGCGCGCCCCGCCAAAGCACGGCGGGAGACGACCGAGGAGACAGCGGGAGGCGACGCAAGCAGCGCCCCGGCUAGCACCGGGGCGGGUAGCGCCGGCGGCAGAAAGGCGGGAAAGCUGGGAGAGCAGAUGAAACACUGCGACGCCAUCUUGAAGGAGAUGCUGUCCAAAAAACACGCCGCCUACGCCUGGCCCUUUUACAAACCCGUGGACGCAGAGGCGCUGGAGCUGCACGACUACCACGACAUCAUCAAGCACCCAAUGGACCUCAGUACCGUCAGGAAAAAGAUGGACAAAGGCGAGUACUGCGACCCUCAGAGCUUCGCCACAGACGUCAGGUUAAUGUUCUCCAACUGCUACAAGUACAACCCUCCUGACCAUGAGGUGGUGGCCAUGGCACGCAAGCUGCAGGACGUGUUCGAGAUGCGCUUCGCCAAGAUCCCAGACGAAGGCGUGGAGGCGUCGGCGCCGUCCACCACGCCAUUGGUUAGUAAAAGCACGGCCUCGUCCGACAGCAGCAACAACUCCUCCUCAGACGAGUCGUCCGACUCGGAGGAGGAGCGCGCCACGCGAUUGGCUGAGCUACAGGAGCAGGUUGGUGCUGCCGGCCAGUCCCAGCUGAAGGCUGUGCACGAGCAGCUGGCCGUCCUGUCGCAGGCGCCCGUCAGCAAGCCCAAGAAGAAAAAGGAGAAGAAGGACAAGGACAAGAAGAAGGACAAAGGGGACAAGGCCGCGCCCGCCGUCGCCAAGCCCAAGCCCGAGGAUGAGAAGAAGCCCAAGGCCGCCGCCCAGCAGCCCAAGGCCGCAAAUCAGAAGAAAGCGCCGGCGCGUAAAGCCAACAGCACCGUCGCUGCCGCCACCACUGCCGGCAGACAAGGCAAGAAGGGCGGCAAGGGGGCGUCGGCGGGUGGCUCGGCCAACGGCGAAGACAGCGGAGCGGCCGACGAGUCAUCCUCGCUGCCCAUGUCGUACGACGAGAAGCGGCAGCUGAGCCUGGACAUCAACCGGCUGCCCGGGGAGAAGUUGGGCCGCGUGGUGCACAUCAUCCAGUCCCGGGAGCCCUCUCUCAGAGACUCCAACCCCGACGAGAUCGAGAUAGACUUCGAGACCCUCAAGCCGUCCACGCUCAGAGAACUAGAGCGCUACGUCAAAUCCUGCCUGCAGAAGAAACAACGCAAGCUCCUGCAGAAGCAAGCCGGAGGCGGGGGCUCAGGAGGAGGGGCCAGCCGUUUGAGCGGCAGCUCGUCGUCUUCGUCCGACGACAGCUCCUCGACGGGAACGUCCUCGUCCUCAGAUACAGACUGAACACUCGGGACUUGUUACACCGACGCACACACUUAUAUAAAUAUACUCAAGUUCAUCAGACAAACACACACACACAUGUACAUAAGCUGAGCUGUUUUUUAGCAUCUAGUUUUGUUUUUUGUUUGUGGAGGAAAAACAAAACAAGCUUCUAUGACUUUUAGCGGCGGCAGCAAAAUGAACGGACAUCUUUAACCGGAGCCUCGAGCGGAGAACGCACUUUUGGAAGCCUUCUCCUUGUCGCCGGGCGGACAAGCAACACUACGCGGCUCACUUCCUCCUCGGACUCCGCCCCCUUUCCCGUCGGGAGCCCUCCCCUUUCCCGAACGCUCCAAAUUUUUAAUCGUAUAAAUUUUAUCACGUUUGCUCCUGAAUCGUCGUGGCUGAAUGGGACGGACUGUUUUUUUCAGUUUUGUUUUUAUCAUUUUUUUUAGUUGCUCUAUUAGUGGAUUUUGUAUUUUACUAAGAAAAAAGGAAAAGAGUGAUUUGAUGCUUUUUUUUUUCUUUUUUUUUUUUGCAUGCACUCCGUCGGGCCGUACGUCAGCACUGUAUACUAGCUUCCUGUAUAGUAGCGCUUUCCGUGUAGUAGCUUCCUGUGUAGUCGCCGUGCUACACCUGCGUGCGUGCGACGCGCCGACACACGAGAGGACAAAAAAAACAAAAACAAAAAAAGUCAUUUGGUGUAAUUACUCAUAUGGAAUCCUUAUUUUCUGACUUGCUUUCAUUUCAUAAAUAAACACGCAAAAGUGAGGCCCGCCCGACUGCGCCCUCUUUCCAGUUCUGGAAAAAAAUUACAAACUGGCCACCGUAUCAUUUCACGUGGCUCGUAAAAGUAAAUCGCGUGCGUCGACUUAAAACGCAUGUAAAAUUUUUUUUAAACAAGAAAUGGAAGAGUGUUUACUGGAAAUUGCAUUUUUUUUUUUAAAUCAAUGAUAAUAACUCAAAAUUUUGUGGUAAAAAAAAAUGUUUCAGCGGUUUAUUGAUCAUCAAAAUAGAAUCAUUUGCAAAUCGUGGCAUCCUUAACUUGCAUCUAGUGCGAUCAAUAGCAGACAAUCAGCUCAUUUUGGGGCAUUUGCAGCCAGUUCACUUCCUAUUCCUUUUUAGAACACUAUGGGUCACUUCCUGUUGACUUUAGGGCACUUCAGGUCGCCUAAUAACUUUGGAAUGUUUACAAGUAGCUUCCUGUUAAUUUUGGUUAGGGUUUACAGUGAUCCCUCGCUACUUUGCGCUUCAAACAUUGCGCCCUCAGCCCAUAGCGAUUAGUUUUUUAAAUUUAAAAAAAAAAAAAAAAAAAAAAGGGAUUUUAUAGAGAUGUCCCAUCCAAUCACGAAGUCUCUCGCUCUCCCUCUUGAAGCGUUUUUCUUACCAGGCAGCUGCAGCUUGUUAAACGAUGAGUGACAAAGGAGCUGCUUUGAAGUGGCCAGACAACUACUUUUCAAAGGCCGCUGCCUGGUUUAACUUUUUAAACAUUGGCUGUAGUCGCUAUGGGAACUCGUUGUGUUGUCGUGUACUGUUCUAAGCAGCAUGAGUUGAUUUGAGAGGAAUCACUCAAUGAAGAAUUAUACUUUGGAGAGGGGAAAUAAAGGGAACAAUCAUGUCUUAUAUAUCUCUUUCCAGUGCUAAAUCUGAAUAAACACAUUGAGCACACCAAUUUCUAUUUUUUUUAUUUAAAUGUAAAUAAGCUAUACCUAACUAUACUACUUUAUGGAUUUCGAUUAUCGCUCUCCAUCAACUGCGAAAAACGAGGGAUCACUGUAUUUACAGGUUGUAUCCUUUUGACUUUAGGGCACUUCAGGUUACUUCCUGUUCAUUUUACGACAUUUAUGGGUCAUUCGCCGUUUGUAUAAGGUCACCUAAUGGGUGACAACCCUUUGAUGGGUUUCAAAGCAGUUGCCAGGGGCUGCCGCAUCAUUUCAUUUGGCCCUCUUAAGUACUGUUAAAAAAAAAAAAAUCAAUACUGUACUGAAUAUAUAUUUUAGUUCGUCUCUAAAUGGUCAUCCAGGGCUGUCAACAGACUUGCCGGGGCCCGGGGACAAGCCACCAGCUUGUCACGACAACAUACGCAGUACUUUUAACGCUUUGCAAGCAAUGACUGUGUAAAUGUUCAAAUUAUUUGAGAUGCACAGUUAAAUUUAACAGACCGUAAUGUGAUGUGACACAAUCUAAACAAUUUCCAUCUAUUGUCCCAUGUAGGCUACAGUACAAUACAACUGAGAGUGCUAUGCCUGCCUGCUAAGCAACAAAACAGUAUAACUAAACAUCCUGUACCUGCCCCCUCCACAUCCCUGGGGUUAUCAAGCCCUCAGUGAUGCGCCUAGAUUUUUUUGACAGCAAAGUCAUUUAUAACGUCAGUGAAAUCCAGUUUUUUAGGCAAGCUCACGCAGAGCAUGGCUAGGUUGUUAAGCCAGCCAUGUGAUAUGGUGGAGCGUAGGUAGUUUUUAUAUAUAUAUGUAUAUAUGUUUUUUUUUUUUUUUUUUACUGAAGGCUCUCUCUACUCCAGCUACAGUCACUGGCAAUAAGGCGUUGUAUUGCUGCCUCUAUUCUAAGCGAGCAAUAAUGGAUUUUGGGAACAGAAAACACCCCUCCUGCUUUCAAUUUCUGCACGCUUGUGUUUGCUGAGCAAUUAAAAAAUGGAUUUUGAGCAGACCUCCUGAUCUCGCAAAAUUUCUCGACUCCUGCGUUCGACAGUUUUUUUUCCUCUGCGUGUUCAGUUGAGCGCACGCUAC
Messenger RNA from Corythoichthys intestinalis (scribbled pipefish), 5173 nucleotides. RefSeq names its product bromodomain-containing protein 3-like. NCBI's taxonomy places the organism in Eukaryota, Metazoa, Chordata, Actinopteri, Syngnathiformes, Syngnathidae. The record is from RefSeq and is a predicted model, not a curated record. Gene Ontology annotation, biological process: regulation of DNA-templated transcription; chromatin remodeling. Bases 363 to 2450 code for a protein of 695 amino acids. Gene Ontology annotation, cellular component: nucleus; chromatin. The transcript has 12 exons.